Messenger RNA from Gigantopelta aegis, 4416 nucleotides. RefSeq lists its product as uncharacterized. Gene Ontology annotation, molecular function: transmembrane signaling receptor activity. Bases 1462 to 3471 code for a protein of 669 amino acids. NCBI's taxonomy places the organism in Eukaryota, Metazoa, Mollusca, Gastropoda, Neomphalida, Peltospiridae. The transcript is spliced from 5 exons. Gene Ontology annotation, biological process: immune response; toll-like receptor signaling pathway. The record is from RefSeq and is a predicted model, not a curated record. Gene Ontology annotation, cellular component: membrane.
UUAGGGCAUUGCUUUUAAAAGGAUUCUAUUUAUUUCAUUUCUACCAUCAAUAAAUAAUCAACUGAUUUCAAUCAAACAAAAUAACUCAUAACAGAGCGAAAAAGAAAAUGAUCUACUUUUACUGUAUUUCUGUUGUUUUGUUGUUUUUCGCCGGUUUUACCUUAAUUACCUAAAACAAUAUAAUUGUCAAUGGCUAACUUGCCUGGAGCCCCUCACGGUCAAUUUAACAAGUCCUGUCGAAACGAUGGAUGGAUUGGACGAGUUCAGAAGGUCGGUGACUACAACGAGUCAAAAGCAACACUACUCACAACGAAACCCAAUCGACGGUUUGGAUGAAUCACGAUUUGGCCAGGAGCCGUAGAUCCGGUUGGUAAACAAGCGCGGUGUGUCAACACGGUAGGGGUACACAGAUGUUACAUACGCAGCGAUCAGUCGACAGUUAUAACCGGCGUGGCGGGUAGAAAGGAUCGAAGUUACGAAGUGCGACCACACAACUCGAGACUGCGUGGAAGAAAUAAUGGAUACGAGUUUAGCGACGAAUUCUCUCAAUGUUCGACUUGUCGGAGAUGUACGUGUACGACAGUAUAUCUAAUAUUAGCGUAUUUGAAAUGUACGACAACAUGCCUAAUUUUGGUUGUGUUUUUAAUGUACAGCAACAUAUCUAAGUGUGACCGUGAUUAAGGUGUACAGAAGUACAUAAAUUAGGGAUGUUUGUGUUGUGCGACAGUAUAUGUAAAUGCUGCAAGGCUGACAUAAAUGUAGCUAUAUAUACUAUUAGCUGUCACAGACCUAAGACUGGUACAUGUGUUUUUUAACACUAGGCACUACCACGAGAGUGGUUACAGUGUACGACAAUAUACCAAGUAUGGCCGGAGUGUUUGAAGAUGAGCUAUUAGCGACACUUUUACGAUGUACGACAAUAUACCUAAGUGUGGGCCUCGUUCAAUGAUGCGACAGUAGCUGCCGUUGGUUUUUUUUAUGUACGGCAAUAUACCUAAGCUUGCUAUCCUUGUUUUGAAAUAGGCCAUUGAGGACUUAAUAGUAACUAAACGUUCGGUGUAACACACAAGCCAGUUUUACAAGUGUGGUUUUCCUGGUCACUUAACGAGGACGACAAAGUAGGUUUGACACACGCUGACUUAUAAAGAGCGAAUUCUGUAUCAUCAGAAAACUAGGACAAUUAAUUCUGUAAGUUAAAACCAGGAAAACUAGGACAAUUAAUUCUGUAAGUUAAACCUAGGAAGUUUUCAGAGAUAACUGUGUUCUGAUGAUUAAUUCUAAACGUUAUUAGACAGUUCACAUUAUAAACCAUCAACACAUAAAACGUUUCCGUCGACUUCGUUGGUAAAUUAUUAGGAGGUUCACAAACAAUGUCUUUCUGAUGGAUUAUUAGGUGAGUUACUAGAAAGAAAAAGACACUUUUCACAAAAGUUUAGUCCGACUCUCGGCUUUGGUUCAGUGAUGGAGGCUAUUGUUUCAAACUUUGUCGUGGUGUUUGUUCUCGUGUGUUCAGGCAGUUUGAACGGAACUCCCGUACACAGAGAAAAACGCCAGGCCCCCGUGUGUGCGUUCAACUAUUGCACGUUCAUGUCCCCCUGUGUGAAUGGGGGCACGUGCGUCUUCAACACGACCACUUGCACAUUGAGCUGCGUGUGCUCUGCUGGAACUACGGGGUUAUAUUGUCAAUAUGUCAUCAGCCAGGAUUCUGCUGUGGCUACGACAACGUCAGUUUCUCAUCCAUUAACAAGCAAUGACAAUAACACAGCAGUAUUUCAAGAAUUAACUUCAUCAUCAUCAUCUGUGUCAUCAUCAUCAGCAGCAGCACCAUCUAUAUCAGCAGCAGCACCAUCUAUAUCAGCAUCAUCACCAACAGCAUCACCAUCUGUAUCAGCCACUAUGUCUACAACUGGGAUUCUCGUUAAUUCAACAUCACCAGGGACAACGUCAGAAGGAUGUAGUGGUUUGAAUAUCUGUGAAUACAGUACAGUGUGUAUAAACGGCGGUACGUGUGUGUUCACGUCGCUGUGCAAGACUCGCUGCGACUGCCCCUACAACUACACUGGCCAACAAUGCGAAACGCCUAUCACCGCCAACGUCACCGUCCUGGAAACAACCCGUCGUGUGUUUAACGUCACCACGAUGCCGGUCAUCAUGGAACUCACACCCACUCUCCGCCCAAAGGAGAACCGCAGCUGUGACGGGUUUGUGUGUUUUCACGGUGUGUGUGACCUGGACCUCUUGCCGCGCGGUCAGUACAAGUGUCUGUGUGACGACGGCUUCUACGGCAGCUUCUGUCAGACACGAUGUCAACGCAACUGUUCCUCGAACGGCAUCUGCAAGCUGAACGAGACGUCCAACAAGGAGUACUGUAACUGUGUGUGGCCCUACACCGGAGUGUUCUGCCAGAAGAUUCUACCCAAAGAUCUCGCGGAAGCCGGCUGGGUGUGGUGGGUUGUGGGUAGCUGCACGUUCCUGCUCGUCGUCCUCGUCCUCCUGCUCGUGCUGCUGCCCUACUGGAUGUGGAGGAAGAGAGACGUGUUCAUCAUGAAGAUCGUCUACUACUUCCAGCCCUACGAAGACGACGACAAUAAAGAAUUCGACGCGUUCGUGUCGUACAAGUCGACUGCCGCGGACGAGGAAUUCGUGUUGAAGACUCUGUACCCUGUCCUGGAGAAGGAGCUGCACUUCAAGCUGUGUCUCCACCAGCGAGACUUCGUCCCGGGCGAGACUAUAGCCAACAACAUCAUCUGGGCGAUAGAGAGCAGCAGGCGAACCAUCCUCGUCCUGACGCCAAACUACCUGGAGAGCGAGUUCACGCGCUUCGAGUGGCAACGCGCGCACACCGAGAUGCUCAAGCUGAAGCACAAGGUCGUGCCCAUCAUCCUCAACUCUAUCACGGACGUGCGCAGCAACAUGGACGGCACCAUGAAGACCAUCCUCGACUCCAUCACCUACAUAGAAUGGCCGGGGGUGGAUAAUGACAAGGCUCUGAAAAAGUUCUGGAAGCAGCUCGAACUGUCCAUGCCGAAGAAGAAGUACAGCGAGGAGCCUUCUAGUAAGUCGAUUGACAGCGACAUCCUGUCAUCAAAGAAUAAACACACUGAAACAUCGUCUUCCAAAGAAGCCGUUGAUUUGGAUAUUUCCAGUAACUUCCUUGCCGAUAAGUGUUAUAUCAAUACUGCUUUUGAACUUUCAUUAAUGGAAGAAACAAAAGUGGAUGUGCCGUGUGUGAAUGGAACAUUACAAUUGCUGGAUAGCUCUGGUCAUCACAAUGGCGCGGUUAUUGGGUUAGGUAAUACGAUGGGUAAUGGGAUAUCGGAGAAGUCCAGUCCGGAGAAGCCAGUGGAUCGAAACGAGCAGAUCAAGUUAUUCUUUGCUCAGCCAGGGGAACAGGAUGUGUACGCGGAUAUGAAAAAUAACUCCUUGAAACUGGAAAAACCCCUUGAAGGCAAAAUCACAACUAAGGUGUGAACUUUUGAAAUAUAUUUAAAUAAAAAAAUAAAAAUAAAGGUUGACCAUUUGAAAGACAACUAAAGUAUCACCAUUUGGAUGGAAAACAACUAAAACCGCCUCGCCAUUUGGAUGGAAAAACAACAAAAGUGUGACCAUUUGGAAUGACAAAACAACUCACGUCUCAGCAUUUGGAAGAACAAACCAACUAAUAUAUCCUCGGGAUUGGCUGUCCCAUAGACGAGGAACUAGAAAGAGAUUAAUGCAUUUGUUACAUACAUACUAAAUUGUAUUUUUAGUGGUUAAAAAUAAUCCAUAUUUAUACUUGCAUUCAUUGUUACGCACAAUGUAAACACGCAAUAUUCACGCUUCAUGCAUGGAUAACAGAAAGAAAAAAGUGUUUGACAAUUUAAAAAACUCUUGAAUUACUUUUAAUGUGAUAAUUUGUAUAUUGAAGUUUGGUUCAUAUCUUACUCCUGAGCUAAUACUUACCGCGUGAGUAGUUUGUUGAAGAUAUGCUAUAAUUCACGGCAUUAUCAUUGAUUAGUGAUACAGUGUUUAUUCUGUAUUUAGUGUAGUUCAUGCUUCAUUCUAAUACUCCUUGGACAAGAAUAACAAAGUUAAACUAUUUAAAAAAAUUUUUUUUUACACAUUUCUGUUGACAGACCCAUUGUUGUAUAUUUGAACUUUUACACUAUAAAUUUUACAUAUUUAGUUACAGAUACUCAGUAUGAAAACUUGAUACUAUUUAUGUAUAUAUGUAACCGUAUGGUGUGUUUUAGUCUGUUAUGUUCUAAACUUAUAUAGCUUUCCAAAUAAAAAGCUGUUUUUCAUAUGCGUAAAAAGGAAAAAAACAAACAAACGAACAAUUCAAUACCAACAAACAAACAUACAAGCAAACAAAGAAAGAAACAAACCACCCCAAAAAUGAAACAAACAAAACCCCCACAAUCAACCCCAACUCCU